Molecule: messenger RNA, 1587 nt
Organism: Saimiri boliviensis boliviensis (Bolivian squirrel monkey)
Lineage: Eukaryota; Metazoa; Chordata; Mammalia; Primates; Cebidae
Gene: PQBP1
Product: polyglutamine binding protein 1
Biological process (GO): alternative mRNA splicing, via spliceosome
Cellular component (GO): nuclear body; cytoplasm
Molecular function (GO): ribonucleoprotein complex binding; protein binding
Source: RefSeq, a predicted model, not a curated record
UGCCCCGUCCCCACUGACAAAGGCGACCUGGAAAAACACCCGCGGCAACUCUGGGGAUUUCCGUUCAACCCCGUACUACCCCCAGCCGGGAUGGAUUCAACCAACGUGUUUUUUCGUUAACAAACAGGUACUAGAUUACGAAGUCAGGAAAACGUGACGUGGUUCGGCCUCCGCCGCACCUUCUGAGGGGAGACAGUUGUGGCCCCUCAUAACAGAACCCGAGUGACAGGAACCAAGUUGGGGGACUGGGAGAUACGUUAAGAGUACCCCGAGUCUGGUACAUGGUUCUGUGCGGCCGACGCCUCCCCCGCCCGACCCCCACGGCUGGCCUUGGCGUCGCAGCAAGUCCCGAUGCCAGUGCCCAUCGCCGUACCAAGGCUCCCGAGCGUACUCCUCCAUGGCGCUGGCGUCCGGCCGCGCAGUCAGGCCACGCCCCCAGUGUUGACGCACACCGGCGUCCGAGCUUUCCGCCUAUUACCGGGCAGCGAUUGGGUUGCUACGCAACACGUCACACCAAGGACACACUCUUAUUGGCCAAUCGAGUGCGCCAUUUGCUCACUCCCUCCUUAGCGUAGUCCAGUUACCUUCAAGCUCGGGGAGAGAAGACUUCAUUCUGUGCCUUGGGAAGAGAGUCGUGUGGUCCCAGGUAUCGUAGCGGCGACACGAGAGAGACGGCCGGUGUGACAGCCUUCCACUACCUGCACGACUAUAUUGGUCUGUCUGCUACCAGCUAUGCCGCUGCCCGUUGCGCUGCAGACCCGCUUGGCCAAGAGAGGCAUCCUCAAACAUCUGGAGCCUGAACCAGAGGAAGAGAUCAUUGCUGAGGACUAUGACGAUGAUCCUGUGGACUACGAGGCCACCAGGUUGGAGGGCCUACCUCCAAGCUGGUAUAAAGUGUUCGACCCUUCCUGUGGGCUCCCUUACUACUGGAAUGCGGACACAGACCUCGUAUCCUGGCUCUCCCCACAUGACCCCAACUCUGUGGUCACUAAAUCUGCCAAGAAGCUCAGAAACAGUAAUGCAGAUGCUGAAGAGAAGUUGGACCGGAGCCAUGACAAGUCGGACAGGGGCCAUGACAAGUCAGACCGCGGCCAUGAGAAACCAGACAGGAGCCAUGACAAGUCAGACCGGGGCCACGACAAAUCUGACAGGGAUCGAGAGCGUGGCUACGACAAGGUAGAAAGAGAGAGAGAGCGAGACAGGGAACGGGAUCGGGACCGCGGGUAUGACAAGGCAGACCGGGAAGAGGGCAAAGAACGGCGCCACCAUCGCCGGGAGGAGCUGGCUCCCUACCCCAAGAGCAAGAAGGUAAGCCGAAAGGAUGAAGAGUUAGACCCCAUGGACCCUAGCUCAUACUCAGAUGCCCCCCGGGGCACGUGGUCAACGGGACUCCCCAAGCGGAAUGAGGCCAAGACCGGUGCUGACACAACAGCAGCUGGGCCCCUCUUCCAGCAGCGGCCGUAUCCAUCCCCAGGGGCUGUGCUCCGAGCCAAUGCGGAGGCCUCCCGAACCAAGCAGCAGGAUUGAAGCUUCAGCCUUCCCAGCCCUGGGUUAAAAUAAAAGUUUUCCGGUGAUGCUGUCCACCAU